GCGGGACGUCAUUGAAGGCGGUAAAUGCGAGGUAUUUGGUGAAAAGAACAUCCUGAAUGGAAUGAUCUAGUUGGAACAUGGCCCCUGGAAAAAGCAUAAAGUACUUGGAACUGGUGCUGUCCUGCGAGUGGGAUGGUUGUACCUUUGUUGGGAAGACGAUGGAGGAGUUCUGCGACCACAUAGCUGUGCACUUGAAAGAACAUGUCAAUGAGUAUGACAGCUUCGGAGAUUUAGAUGAGUACCAGUGCCUCUGGAGGGGCUGUGGCUUCCUGGCUGUAGAAGGCCCCAAUGAGCUGGUGGUGCAUGUAAACUUCCACAGCUAUCAUGCUAAGCUGAAAUAUUUUGGCUUGGAGCUGCAGCGCCUACGUCCAGAUCUUCCUGUGUGUUCUCUGGACAACCAGAACCAGAACUUGAUUCCAGAAAUUGCAGAAACCUUCACCUGUCAGUGGGAGCAUUGUGAU
Messenger RNA from Rhincodon typus (whale shark), 461 nucleotides. RefSeq names its product histone H4 transcription factor-like. NCBI's taxonomy places the organism in Eukaryota, Metazoa, Chordata, Chondrichthyes, Orectolobiformes, Rhincodontidae. The transcript is spliced from 3 exons. The record is from RefSeq and is a predicted model, not a curated record. The annotation marks the transcript as partial.